Triplophysa rosa is the source of this 4374-nucleotide messenger RNA. RefSeq names its product nebulette-like. The record is from RefSeq and is a predicted model, not a curated record. The annotation marks the transcript as partial. The transcript has 38 exons. Lineage: Eukaryota; Metazoa; Chordata; Actinopteri; Cypriniformes; Nemacheilidae. Gene Ontology annotation, molecular function: actin filament binding.
UGCAGUGCUCUCAGUCUCUCAGUUUUAUGAGUUUUUAUGAUGUCUGAUGUAGAAGAAGCUGCUCACACAGAUGGAGGUGUUGAUCCAAACACACAGGACCUUGACGAACCCAUCACGGGUGAUCCAGACCAGCAUGAUCUAGACCAGCAUGAUCAAGACCAGCUUAAUUCAGAUGUGUGUGAGCCAGACAUGCAUGAUCGAGACCUAUGUGAGCCAGACCAGCUUAAUUUAGAUGUGUGUGAGCCAGACCAGCGUGAUCCAAACCAGCUUAAUUUAGAUGUGUGUGAGCCAGACCAGCGUGAUCCAGACCAGCUUAAUUUAGAUGUGUGUGAGCCAGACCAGCGUGAUUCAGACCAGCGUGAUCCAGACUUGCAUGAUCCAGACCAUCUUAAUUUAGAUGUGUGUGAGCCAGACCAGCGUGAUCCAAACCAGCUUAAUUUAUAUGUGUGUGAGCCAGACCAGCGUGAUUCAGACCAGCGUGAUCCAGACUUGCAUGAUCCAGACCAUCUUAAUUUAGAUGUGUGUGAGCCAGACCAGCGUGAUCCAGACCAGCUUAAUUUAGAUGUGUGUGAGCCAGACCUGCAUGAUCCAGACCAUUUUAAUUUAGAUGUGUGUGAGCCAGACCAGCAUGAUUCAGACCAGCGUGAUCCAGACCAGCAUAAGCCGAGCUCAUUCACUCAUCAGAAUGACAUCAAUGAAAUCAUUCAGUCAUGUGUGGAGGCCUUCACUCAGGAGAGUGAAGAUUCUGUGUUCUGUGAAGUUCUCAGUGAGGACACACAGACAGAUGAGGACACGUCAACACCUCCUGAGAAGCCAUAUGAAAACAGCAGAAAGAAGCUUGUGAAGAGUUUACAGCCAUGUGUUCCUGAAACAUUAGACAUUCAACACACUGGAGAAAUCACACAACUUUACAGUGAGAGACAGUACCGAGAGGAGGGCCGGAGAGAUUUGUGUGUCAAUCUCUACUCACUGCUGCCUGACACACAAGAAACUCAGUUUGCUCGAGAGAUGUCAGAUAUUCAGAGUCAGGUGAAAUAUAAAGCUGAUGGAAAGAAGAAUCUUGGUUGUAGUUUGUACUCACAGCUGCCAGACACCAUUGAAACUCAACACGCUAAACUAAUGACAGAUCUACAGAGUGAUAAUAAAUAUAAAGAGACCUGCAGGAAAGAUGUUUCCAAAUGUCUGUAUUCAAAACUGCCAGAAACACUUGACACACAACACGCCAGAGAUGCCUACCUGCUUCAGAGUGAGAUAAAGUAUAAGGAAGGACAGUUGUGUGUGAACGGUUCUUUGUUCUCUACACUGCCUGACACUCCAGACAUACAGUUUGCCAGAGAGAUGACCGACACCAUCAGUGAGAAUAAAUACCGCGAGCAGGGCAGGAGGAGUAUGAGCAGCAGUGUUUACUCUCAGCUUCCUGUGACGUCUGACAGUGAGUUCAGCAGAAGCGUCAGUAAUCUUCAGAGUGAGGUGAAAUACAAAUCAGGUGUUAAAGAUCAGAUGAGCAGAUCUCUGUACCAUCAGCUGCCUGAAACUUUAGAAACUCAACACGCUAAAGAAGCUUCACAGCUCCAAAGUCAGCUGAAGUACAGAGAGAGCCGUAAAGAGCAGAUGGACACUUGUUUAUAUUCACUGAUGUCACAGACGCCACAAAAUGAGUUUGUCAAACAUCAGAUGGAACUGCAGAGUCAGAUGAAAUAUAAGGAAGAUUUAAAGGAGAACUGCAGUAAUCUUUACUCUCUCAUGCCUGAAACACUGGACACACAGUUUGCCAAACACACGGGUGAAAUACAGAGUGAUGUGAAAUAUAAAUCAGAUGUUAAAGAUCAGAUGAGCAGAUCUUUGUACCAUCAACUACCUGAAACCCUCGAAACUCAACACGCUAAAGAAGCUUCACAGCUCCAGAGUGAGAUGUCAUAUAAAGGUGUGAGGAAGGGCGAUUUCUCUGGUUCCACCUUCACUGCGGUUCCAGAUUCAGUUGAGAUGAAGUUUCUUCAGGACGUCCAACAUGUUAUCAGCGAGAUCGAGUAUCGUGAGGAAGGAAAGAAAAGUCUCUCGUCCAGCGUUUAUUCACAGAUGCCAGAGACACCGGAGACUCAGUUUGUGAGAUCCGUCACUGAACUUCAGAGCGAGGUGCAAUAUAAGAAGUCUGAGAACGCAAACAACACGCUGUAUUCCACCCUGUCAGAGACGCUGGACACACAACACGCUAAACACGUUACUGACAUCAUCAGUGAGGUGAAAUAUAAGCAGGAGGGAAAGCAGAGUUUGUCCAGACCUCUCUUCACACAACUGGCUGAUACAUCGCACACGCAAACACAACAACCCAUUUCUGACACACACAGAGAGGUCAGAUACAAACAGAAAGCUGAUCAGAAGACUUUAUAUUCACUGAUGCCUGAGACCUCAGAAACACAUCUGGCCAAACACAUGAGUGACAUCCAGAGCGAGCUUCAGUACAAACAGGCCGGUAAGAAGGAGGCGGAGAGUAAUUUAUACAGUCUGAUGCCAGAGACACUUCAAACUCAACACGCUAAACACACGUACGAGCUGCAGAGUCACGUUAAAUAUAAAGAGAAUCAGGGAAAAGACGUGUCUCUUUAUGCUCAUCUGCCCGAGACACGAGACACUGAACGCGCUAAACACGCCGGCGAGAUACAGAGUGAGCUGAAGUACAGAGAGACUGUGAAGAAAGAUUUGCCUUCAUCUUUAUAUUCUCACAUGCCAAACACACCAGAGAUACAGCGAGCCAAAGAUCUUAACACACUUCACAGUCAGGUGAAAUAUAAGAGAGACAGUCAGAAGAACAUCAGCUCUUGUGGUUAUUCACAUCUGCCUGAAACUCCAGAGAUUGAGUUUGUGAAGACGGUGACUGAACUUCAGAGCGUUGUGAAAUAUAAAUCAGGUGUUAAAGAUCAGAUGAGCAGAUCUCUGUACCAUCAGCUGCCUGAAACUUUAGAAACUCAACACGCUAAAGAAGCUUCACAGCUCCAGAGUCAGGUGAAGUAUAAAGAGAGACAUCAGAAAGAAGAUUCCUCAUCGCUUUAUUCCCGACUGACUGAUACACCAGAGACUCAGAUGGCCAGAGAAAAGUCUGAUCUUUACAGUCAGGUCAGAUAUAAAGAGGACGGGAGGAGAAACGUCUCAUCUUCUCUUUACUCUGUGAUGCCCGACACUCCAGACACACAACACGCCAAACAACAGUGUGCACUACUGAGUGAGAAUGAGUACAGGAGAGAGGGUCAGGAGGAAUUAUCAGACUGUCUGCACUCACAGCUGCCUGAAACACUUCACACACAGUUUGUGAAAGACGUCACGCCGCUCAUCAGUCAGAUGAAAUAUCAAGCGUCAGGUAAGAAGGAGAUGAGCACGGCUUUGUAUCACACACUGCCGGAAACCAAAGACACACAACACGCCCGAGAUGCUUCAGUCAUACAGAGCCAGAUCAAAUAUAAAGAAGGAAAGACGGAUCUGUCGUCCAGUGUUUACUCACAGCUGACACAAACACCUCAGACUGAAUUCACUGCUAAAGUGUCAGAGCUUCAGAGUGAUAAUAAAUACAGAGAGGAGGGCAGAAAAACACUGAGGACGAGUGUUUAUUCUCAACUGGCCGAGACGACAGACACACAGUUUGUCAAGACAAUGACUGAACUGCAGAGUGAUGUGAACUAUAAAGCUGCAGGUAAGAAGCAGAUGACCAGCGCUUUAUAUUCUCUGCUGCCCGAAACGCUGGAAACACAACAUGCACGAGAGAUCACACAACUUCUGAGUGAGACUAAAUAUAAAGAGCAAGCGAAGAAAGAGAUUUCAGACAGUCUGUACGCUCGACUGCCCGAGACAACACAAACUCAACACAACAAAAACAUCUCUGAACAGCUGAGUCAGAAUAAAUACAAGCAGAAGGUCAAACAAGAGAUUUGUAAAAGUGUUUACUCACAGCUGACAGACACACAAGAGAUGAAGUUUGCCAAACAGAUGACACAACUCCAGAGUGAAAAUGAGUACAGGAGAGAGGGUCAGGAGGAAUUAUCAGACUGUCUGCACUCACAGCUGCCUGAAACACUUCACACACAGUUNAGGAGGAAUUAUCAGACUAUAAAAUACAAAGAAGAAGGAAAAAAGAUUAUGGAGAACUGCCUGUACUCACAACUGCCCCAAACUACUGAAACACAACACGCCAAAGAACUGACACAACUCUACAGUCAGAUGCCUGAAACCAUUGAGACGGUGUUUGCUAAAGAAGUGUCUAAACAUCAGAGCGAUAAAGCAUAUAAAGAGAAGUUUCAAUCUGAGAAAGGCAAAUCAGACUACACACACAUGAAGAAUCUGCCUGACGUGACACACGCCACACAGGUCAACAAACACCAGAGUGAU